GCAUUCGGAAUAGCAUGCACGUACAGAUCUAGUAUCUAGCUGCGCUGGGUCUAGUAAUUAUUGAGCUGGUGAGUGGGAAACAGACUUGACGGAGCGGAAGAUGUUAGCCGGAAUGAAUAAAAUGUUCGAAGAAAUGACAGACUUGUCGGUGUCAUUUUGAAGUUCUGCUCAGUGAUUUAACAAUGUAGUGUUGCAGUGAAUUCAGUGCGGUUUUGCAGUGACUAGAGUGGAAAAGGCACGUGCAAUAUGUCUUCAAAUUUAGCCAAGUUGGAGUUGGAAGAAGACAGCGAUGGCGUUGUUGUGUUUCACAAACGCGAUCAUUUCGCUAGCGGUUUCUCUGCAAUGGAAACCAUUCGGAGGAAGGGAAAAUUAUGCGACGUCACGCUUAAGGUUGGAGAGAGCAAAUUCUCAGCACACCGCAUUGUCCUGGCUGCCAACAUCCCAUACUUCCAUGCCAUGUUCACCAGUGACAUGGUGGAGAGUAAACAAGAAGAGAUCACUAUGAGCGGCAUCGAGCCGAGUGCUUUGGAGACGCUAGUAAACUAUGCAUACAGUGGAAAAGUAGCAAUGGACAUACACAAUGUGCAAUCAAUACUAGUUGGGGCCAACUUCCUGCAGCUGCAGGAUAUUAAAGAGGCAUGCUGCGAGUUUCUCCGAGAAAGGUUACACCCAAGCAACUGUCUGGGCAUACGUCGCUUUGCCGACACCAUGGUCUGCUCCAAACUCUUUGAGGCGUCCACCAGCUUCAUGCACAAGAAAUUUGUGGACACCUCCCUGUCCGAAGAGUUCCUGACUCUCAGCAAAUAUGAACUCAUGGAUAUCAUUUCAACAGACGAGCUCAACGUUGGCGGUGAAGAGCAAGUGUUUGAUGCUGUCGUGGGCUGGGUGAAGUACGACCUAGCCGGCCGGAGGUCCUUAAUGCCGGAGCUGCUGUCCAGGGUUCGACUCCCACUCAUCCGUCCUCAGAUCCUCACUGACCGAGUGUCAACAGAAGACCUUGUUAGGAGUUCACAUCAGUGCAGGGAUCUUGUCGAUGAAGCCAAAGAUUAUCACUUGAUGCCAGAGCGAAGGGCCCUCUUCCAGAACGAACGCACCAAGCCGAGGCUAUGCAAUGAUAUUGCCGGUCUGAUCUAUGCAGUGGGCGGAUUGACCAGAGCAGAUUUCUUUGUCACAGGCGAGUCACUCAAUGCGGUGGAGCUCUACGAGCCGGCCACCAACACCUGGACGGUUGGCAAGCCCAUGACCACCCCCCGCAGCCGAGUGGGAGUGACCGUCCUGGCCAAUCGGUUGUACGCCAUCGGCGGGUACGACGGGCAGGCUCGACUCAACACGGUGGAGGUGUUUGAUCCUUGCAGCAGUGAGUGGUGGGACGUCGCCCCUAUGAACAGCAGGCGAAGUGCCCUGGGUGUAGCUGCUUUAGAUGGCCGCGUCUAUGCAUGUGGUGGCUACGAUGGCAUAUCGUCUCUCAGCUCCGUCGAAUGCUAUGACCCGGACACUAAUAAGUGGUAUAUAGUAUCGGACAUGACCAAAUCACGCAGUGCUGCAGGUGUGGCUGUACUUAAUGGUGAAAUCUAUGCAGUAGGGGGCCAUGACGGACUGCAGAUUUUUAAUUCGGUGGAAUGUUUUAAUCAUUUCACUGGACGGUGGACAGUGGUUCCCCCCAUGCAGAGCAAGCGCUGCCGGCUUGGUGUGACCGCCUUCAACGGCAAGCUGUAUGUCUGCGGUGGCUACGACGGCUGCAAAUUCCUAAACACCGUGGAGGUCUAUGAUCCUGUUACCAAUCUCUGGUCUUCGGCCACGCCCAUGAAUUCGAGGCGGAGCCGCGUGGCCUUGGUGGCCAACCAAGGCCACCUCUACGCUAUAGGGGGCUACGAUGGGCUGACCAACCUGAGCUCAGUGGAGCGAUACGACCCCCUGCUGGACGACUGGACUCUGGUAGGCUCCAUGAUGGCCCACGAAGGUGGAGUCGGGGUGGGAGUCAUACCCCUGACUGGUUGACUGGGCAAUCACAUCGGGUUAUUGGAGAACCAGAGUCAAAAGACCGCUUAGCAGGUGAUUCCACAGGUUCAGUCCCUGAGUAGUAGUGUAGCGAAGCACCAGCCGGGAGGAAAAACAGGGAUCCAUUUUAUGAAGAAGCUUAGCAGAAAAAACAUUGCUUAGUAUCAAAAAUGAUUGCUUAACAGCAUUUUACAAGUUAAGAAUGACAUGCAAUUUUAUAUUGCAUGUGGAUGGUUCUGUCAGCUGAGGUUUUGCUUUGCAUGUUAACUUGUCAAGCAGUAUUUUGUUCUUAUUAGCUUCAUUGAAAUGGGCCCAGUGACAUUUCACAAAUGACAUGUCACUGCUAAGUGUUUUGUUUUUCUGGUUCUGACAAAGUUUGAUUGCCAAGUCAGGUUAAUAUACAUGUACUGAAUGCUUUCCUUAAGCAGUUGUUUAUUAGCUAAGCACAGAGUAAUGUUCACUAAUAGGGUGAGACAAAGUGCCAAAAUGCCACAGGGCUGUUUUCUGGUUGGCAGAGCGAGACAAGCAUUUACUGAAAAUAAUUUCAAGUUGGUUAAGAAUUUCACCUUUUUAAAAAAUAUUUUAAGAAUGAAUUUUUAAAUUGGUUUUUAAAACCCAAUUUAGCAGGGUCUGGCCGCAGUCCAUGGAGUAACAGAGUGUCUCAGGAUGGCAAACAGUCACAACGUUCCAUUGGAACACUUUGUACCUUGUUUGUGUUCCAGGACGGGCGACCGUUUCACUGAGAACAUGACAUUUCCAUCAGGACGCUGCCUCACAACGGCCUACGUAAGCGGACCAUUCUCAUGGAUGCGUCAAUUUUGAGAUGGUCUGAUAAAACACAAACUCUCUCAGCUUUUCAGAUGUUCCAUGAAUGGCAUUAUGCAAGGACAGCAGAUGUCCAGAUGUAAUGGUUUCUACUUAAAGGGCUCUGUUGCAUUGCCUUUGUUCAUGUUUUGCCACCGAAUCGUAGGAAGUUUAGUAUUUUUAGGCCCAAAAGGUUAUCCACAUUAGUCAGAAUUAUUGAUGCCUUGUCGUCAAGUUAAAAAAAGUUUAACAAGUUAAAAAAACGUUGAAUCGGAAUCAUGGUAUCUAUGAAACAGUUAAGAAUGUGACCGAUGGCAGACGGUUGACCCUGUUAAUCCUUCUGUACGUUUCCGCACCAUACUCCUUUUUAGUUUAAAAGACUUCCCACCAUGGGUGGACAUCAGGGGGGGGGAUAUAUAUUCUUUUGACGGGGGGAUUACCAAUGCAAUCAUCCCCUCUAAUUAAAAUGGGAUCUUGACACUGUGCCAUGUCAUGCUCUGCACAAGGACGAUCUCUUUUUCAGAAUUCAUCCCCCUUUCCCACAUGUGACAAGAAAUCUCUGCCCACACUCUCCACAAUCACAGUCUCCCCGCCCCCUUCUGCUCAAAAAAUACCUUUCUAUUAAAUAUUAUGCUCCACCUUGGUUCAGAAGUGUUUUAAACCUCCCAGUAUACUAUUCAGAGCUAUUCUUACUCAAAAAUCUGAAGACGAUGACAUCAGCUCUUCAAUUCAAGAACCCAGUCAAGAUUUGAAACAUUAAGCAGUUUAUCCAGUGAUGGGUCCUGCAUGAACGUUGACACAAAUCCAACACAAUCGUUUGCAGUUCAUCUUAGUUGUCAGAUGGUGCCCAAAUUGGGUGUCACAUGGCUAUGGCUCAGGGUUUAUUCCACAGGAGCGCCUUGUGGAAUAGAAACAGCCAUUGGAGAGCAGUAUCCACAUUAGACUAGCCCAGACAUCAAAGAUGGCAGAUCAGAACCGUUCAUGGGGGAAAUGCUUGUCAUCCGUGAACUCGAUCUAUUUGCAGCUUUUUUCCCCAUUGCUGUCUCCAUCACAAAUUUGUCAAUUUCACAUCAUUGCACACACAGCCGCAUGAUUUAUGACGUGGGUGCUCUUGCCUGGCGACAGUUACAUGCUGGGAAUAAGACUGGGUCAGUUGUGUACAAUUUAACAUGUACCUUUUACCAUAACCACCUGAAAUCCGUCCUUGGCUAUUGUAAUGAACAGCAUGGAAUGUUUAGUGAUGUUUGAGCUUUUGCCGGUACUUUCCUUCAUUUCACCCAUCAUCGGAUGCUGACAUAGGAACAGUGGGGCAUCCAGACGGGUAAAAUUUUUUUUUUUUUAAGAGGAACAAGUUUUUUACAUUCCCCUUGGCCAAAUUUAGCCUCACCCCGCAGAAAAGACAUGUUAAAGAUCACCCCCCCCCCGAAAAUUAGUUUUUGAUCACCCUUGCACAAGUAUUUGCCCCUUACCGAACCUGGACUUUGUCUCGGACCUCAUUUGGUGCUCCAGUGUUCGUUGACAAUUCCCAUUAAACAAUUUGUUGUUUCUGAAGCAGGAUGUUGAGGUUUUUAACUCGAGAGACCCAACAAGCCUAUGUACUGAUGUAACACUUUGUUUACAUCUGCACUUAUGAAACCAGUCCACUGUCCACAAGGCAUCACGUGAUAUCGCACACGUCUAGUGUCAGUACCAGUGGUGUGUUCACAAAACCCACGCCUGAAGACGAAGAUUGAGGCGCAAAGCUUAGGUGUGCAAAGCUCACAUUUAUGGUGGUUGUGAUGCAGAAUGCGCAUCAUUUCUACUAUCCCUUGAAUGGAAGUGAAGGUGCACUUGCAAAACGACUUUUUGGGGAAGGGGUAAUGCAAGAAAAGCACUGCGCAUUCUUAUAGGUCGAGGAGUAUUUUUUUUGACUGGAGGUAAUAAGGGGUAGUUGCUUGGGAAAAGGGCACUCGGCACAAAAUAUGAGGGUUAAUUGGCCCCCGACUGCUGCCCCACUGAGAAAACUGUGCUUGUGUCCGAAUUGGAGUCUUCAGAUAACAAUUUAGCCUGUCCCGGAGGUGUAUGACAUAAUGCAGUAAACCAUACCGAUUUGACCUGUGGUCACGACUUUGUGCGAUAACUGUCAACAUAUACAGUGUGUGCCUGAAAAGGUAACCGAAGUUCAUAGGUCAGCUAUGUCAAGAAUACAUGGUUUAUACUUGUGAAAAGUUUACUACGAUACGAAGUAACUCAUCAGCUUCAAUUUGACACCUUGCUUGCGUCAACUUUGUCGCACUGUAUAACACCAGGUAAAUGGAACACUUAGAUGUUACAGUCUGAAGAGUAACCUGGUUACCGCAAGUCAUUACUGUGAAAUAACACGCUUAAAACGCUUAUGACAGUUGAAUUGGGACAAAUUUUGAAAACAAAAAGGAGUGCUUUCAUAAUGGUCAAAACCUUUCUUCUGUGGAUUUUUUAAUGGAAACAAUAUUUUAAGAGAAUAAUGCAGCAUUUCUUGAUGCGCUGUAGCAAAAUGCUUGCGGAUUCUUUUCUGACAUGUUUGAAAAGUAGUUAUUUAUUGGAUUAUUGUGCUUACAAAUUAUAUAGUGUACUUAUUUUGAAGUUUUAUCUAAUUAACAUUAAUCUCUUCACGUAAAUAAACCAGCAUAGAUUUCACCGAAAGCU
This is a messenger RNA of Acanthaster planci (crown-of-thorns starfish), 5466 nucleotides long. It is a transcript of the gene klhl18, whose product is annotated as kelch like family member 18. The record is from RefSeq and is a predicted model, not a curated record. Gene Ontology annotation, molecular function: protein binding. NCBI's taxonomy places the organism in Eukaryota, Metazoa, Echinodermata, Asteroidea, Valvatida, Acanthasteridae.